Trifolium pratense (red clover) is the source of this 1734-nucleotide messenger RNA. Its product is annotated as beta-glucosidase 13-like. The transcript has 15 exons. The record is from RefSeq and is a predicted model, not a curated record. Lineage: Eukaryota; Viridiplantae; Streptophyta; Magnoliopsida; Fabales; Fabaceae. Gene Ontology annotation, biological process: carbohydrate metabolic process. Gene Ontology annotation, molecular function: beta-glucosidase activity. The annotation marks the transcript as partial.
AAAAUGGUUCAAUUAUCUUUGGACAUUUCUAAAUCCAUUGCUGCAAUCUUGUUCCUUCUUUUGCUUUCCAACAUUCCCGCUGAAGUACAAGGAUAUCCUUUUCUCAAGCAUAAAUCAACACAUCAUGACUUCUCAGUUUCACAGAUUAGAGAAGCAACUACGACUAGUCCAUACGAUUCCAUAUUGAAAUUUGUAAAUUCUUCAAACUUUCCAAAUCGGGCAUCAUUUCCAAAUGGGUUUUUGUUUGGCGCCGGAUCUUCUGCCCUUCAGAUCGAAGGAGGAUGUCAUGAAGGAGGAAGAGGACUUGGUAUAUGGGAUGACAUAGUUUUUAACCAAAAUAAAGGUGGAUAUGGAGAUUCUGAUAAAUUCGCAACAAAGAUUGAACAUUACAAGCGAUAUAAGGAGGAUGUGCAACAUUUGAAGAGGCUUGGAGUGAAUUCUUACAGAAUGUCAAUAUCUUGGAAUAGAAUAAUGCCAGAUGGAACUUUGAAAGGAGGUAUAAAUCAAGAAGGCAUCAACUUUUACAACAAUUUAAUCAAUGAGUUAUUAAGAAAUGGUAUUGAACCAUUUGUGGGUAUUAUGCACUUUGACUAUCCAUUGGAUCUUAAACAGAAGUUUGGUGGCUUCUUAAAUCGCUCCAUCGUGAAAUAUUACAAGGAGUAUAGUGAAUUUUUAUUCAAAACCUAUGGAGAUAGAGUAAAACAUUGGACUACAUUCAAUGAGGCAGAAGUUGUAGCUAUAUAUCAAUUCAUGUUCAACAUUGAUCAUAUAUCUACUGAUCAGUCAUGCCAAAAUACUAAAAUAUGUACACAAUCAUAUAUUAUACUUCAUAACUUCCUCUUAGCCCAUGCUACAACAUCAAAGUUAUACAGAACAAAAUUCCAAGCGAUACAAGGGGGGGAAAUAGGACUUGCUCUUUCAGCAGGAAGAUAUGUUCCAUAUAGUUCAAAAUCAGAGGAUGUGAUUGCUACUCAAAGACUAAUGGAUUUCUAUUGGGGAUGGGUUUUAGAUCCAUUAUUCCAUGGGGAUUAUCCAAAAAUAAUGAAAAAGCUAGUAGGGAAUAGACUACCCAAAUUCACUAAAAAGGAGAAACAUAUGUUAAAAGGAAGCGCAGAUUUUGUUGGGAUCAAUUAUUAUACUUCACAUUUUGCUAGACAUGAACCAAACAGAACCAAGAUAAUGUAUGACAAUUAUGAUGCAUUAGCUGUUUCAGAAACUAUUAACGCAGAAGGAAAUUCCCUUGGUUAUAAGGAUCAAUAUGGUUGGAUCGAUGUUUACCCCGAAGGAUUAUAUAAUAUGCUAGUCUACAUUAAGAAAAAGUACAAAAAUCCCAAAAUUUACAUCACUGAAAAUGGUACUCCUUCUUCAAAACUCCCAAAUCCAUUGAGGGACGAACACCGAAUAGCUUAUGUUGCCGCACAUAUAAAUGCUACCAAAUUAGCAAUUGAUGAUGGCGUGAACGUACGUGGUUACUUUGUGUGGUCAGCAUUUGAUACAUUUGAAUUUCAAGGGGGAUAUUCAGGAAAUUGGGGGCUUUAUCAUGUUGACUUUAAUGACAGUCUCAAGCGUAUACCUACUGAUACAGCUAAAUGGUAUAGCAAAUAUUUGACACACAAUUUGAUUGAGAAAAACUAACCAAAGAAAGCUUAUCAACAAAAUGGAGAAAAGGGAAGGACAUCUCAAAUGAAAGUUGAUUGUUAACAAUAUAAUUUUAUUUCAUUAAUUUUCGUUUCG